Anopheles cruzii is the source of this 1006-nucleotide messenger RNA. RefSeq names its product protein MAK16 homolog A (gene Rbm13). Gene Ontology annotation, cellular component: nucleolus; preribosome, large subunit precursor. The transcript has a single exon. NCBI's taxonomy places the organism in Eukaryota, Metazoa, Arthropoda, Insecta, Diptera, Culicidae. The record is from RefSeq and is a predicted model, not a curated record. Gene Ontology annotation, biological process: maturation of 5.8S rRNA; maturation of LSU-rRNA. Bases 47 to 1006 code for a protein of 319 amino acids.
AAAUCGUACAAACUGCUCAUAGACCACAAGCCCACCGUCCUUCACCAUGCAGCAGGACGACAUCGUGUGGAGUGUAAUAAGCCGGCAGUUUUGCUCGUUUCAGGUGAAAACCAAAACACAAAACUUUUGCCGCAACGAGUACAGCCUGACGGGGCUCUGCUCGCGUAAAGCGUGUCCGAUCGCAAAUAGCCAGUAUGCGACGGUCCGCGAGGAAAAAGGUAUUAUCUACCUGUACAUGAAGACGGCAGAACGGAACGCAUUCCCGGCCAAGCACUGGGAAAAGGUGAAGCUGUCCCGCAACUUUGAGAAGGCCGUGUACCAGAUCAAUGAAAACCUGCUGUACUGGGACAAAUUCGUACGAGUGAAGUGUAAGCAACGGUUUACAAAAAUCACACAAUACCUGAUCCGGAUGCGCAAAUUGAAACUGCGCCGGCAGAAGAUGUUGGUACCGUUGGCAACCAAAAUUGAGCGACGCGAAAGGCGGCGCGAGGAGAAGGCUCUCGUGGCGGCGAGGAUCGACAAUGCGAUCGAGAAAGAGCUGAUGGAGCGUCUUAAAAUGGGCAUGUACGAGGACAUCUAUAACUUCCCGCAAACGGCAUUCGACAAGGCGCUCGAUGCCGAGGAAAUGGAAGAUGAAGAGGACGACGAAGAAGAGGAUGAAGAGGAGCUCGAGAAGGAAAUGGAAGUUGCCGGUGACAUGCAGCGGGAGCUCGAGAUGGUAGACGAAUUUGUGGAAGGCGAUUCGAACGACGAUGAAUCGGAUGCGGAAAGUGAGUCAGGAGUUCGAGAGCAGGUUGAAGUGGACAGCGAUUUCGAAUCAUCAGAUGACUCCGAUAUGGAAGACUACAAACCUAAGGUAUCGUUGCGGCCACCAAGCCCGGAUAGUCCUACGGAACAGGCAGACCCGAGCGGCGGAAAGAAAUUGCGGAAACUGCGAAAACCUCGGUACGAAAUCGAAUACGAAGUCGAAGGCGAAGCACCAACGAAGCAAAGCGUACACAAAUGA